AUGAAGUAAGAGGCGCCAAGCAUUACACAACGUGACAGCUGCCGCGUUUCCUCCCACACGGAGGCAGCGUCACGAGCGCGGCGCGGGGGGACGUCCACGCGGACGUGGCUGCUCCGCACCGCGUCCACAGCGCGUCCGCGGGCCCCGGGAUGGAGGAGCCGAGCGCACCAGCCGCCGCAGGGUCCGCGGGGACUCCGGAGGGUCCGCGCCGCCUCUGACGCAGCCCUCGCGGCCGGAGGUGCCGAGAAUUCGCGUGCGCAGAGACGAAGCUCUGUGGAGAUAUCGGGGUUUUUUUUUUUUCUAAACGUGGGUUCUGCGGGAAGUCAAACAGCAGCUGGUCAGUGUGAGGUUUAGGUUUCCACGUGGACUCGACCCCCCCCCCCCCCUCACACACACACACCGCGGAGCUGUCAGUGGGACUGCGUGGUCGGGGGAAACACCGAGACCGAUGCGAACCCCACUUCCCAGCGUCGCCGUUCCCGCCGAACAUGUGCACACGCCGCCGACCGCUCCCGUGACUCCGACUCCGGCUGACGAUGUCGCUCCCGUGGGCGCCGGCGGCUUUGCUCCUCGGCUUCGCCGUGGCCCAGACGUGGAGCGUCCAGGUGUCGUGGGACAAGUGGCAGCGCCGCCGAGACAAUGAGUUCGACGCGCCGAGCUCGCGGCCGCACAUCGUCUUCAUCCUCGUCGACGACCAAGGCUUCCGGGACGUCGGGUACCACGGCGCCGAGAUCAAGACGCCGACUCUGGACCGGCUGGCGGCGCAGGGCGUGAAGCUGGAGAACUACUACGUGCAGCCGCUGUGCAGCCCGUCCAGGAGCCAGCUGAUGACCGGCAGGUACAGGCCGCGCCGCGCCGCGCCGCGCCGCGCGUGGCUCCGUUACACUUUAUCAUCACUCUGGAUCAGGCACCAACACACGGUCAUUUAUUCAUACAACGUCAUUGAAGCCAAACGGUAUCAGAUCCACACGGGCCUCCAGCACUCCAUCAUUCGAGCCACGCAGCCCAACUGCCUGCCUCUGGAAAACGUCACGCUGCCCCAGAAGCUCAAGCAGGCCGGCUACUCCACCCACAUGGUCGGCAAAUGGCACCUGGGCUUCUACAAGCGCGGCUGCCUGCCCACGCAGCGCGGCUUUGACACCUUCUUCGGCUCCCUGCUGGGAAGCGGGGACUACUACAGUCACUAUAAAUGCGAAGGGGCCGGUAUGUGUGGCUACGACCUAUAUGAAGGGGAGGAGGCAGCCUGGGAACAGGACCGUGGCCUGUACUCUACUGUGAUGUUGACACGAAAGGCCAUCAACAUCCUGGCCAGGCACGAUCCCCGCAGACAACCCCUCUUCCUCUACUUGGCCUAUCAGGCAGUUCACUCCCCGUUGCAGGUUCCUGCCCGCUACCUCGAUCGCUACAAGGGCAUUCCAAACCCGCAUCGCCGUAAGUACGCUGCGAUGGUGUCUUGCCUGGACGAAGCCAUCCACAACCUCACCGUGGCGCUGAAACGCUAUGGUUACUAUGACAACACGGUUCUAGUGUACUCUUCGGACAACGGUGGUCAGCCAUUAGCUGGUGGGAGCAACUGGCCCCUACGAGGUAGCAAGGCUACCUACUGGGAAGGGGGCAUCAGGGCGGUGGGCUUUGUCCACAGUCCCCUGCUGGUGAACAAAGGCACAAAGUGUCGUUCCUUGGUUCACAUCACUGACUGGUUCCCCACACUGGUGACACUGGGUGAAGGGACAAUAGACGAGGAUCUGAAUCUAGAUGGCUACGAUGUCUGGGAAGCCAUCAGCGAAGGCCGACCGUCACCUCGACAGGACAUUCUGCAUAAUAUUGACCCGAUCUACAUCAAAGCCAAGAAUGGCUCGUGGAAGGCCGGGUAUGGCAUAUGGAACACCGCCAUCCAGGCGGCGCUGCGGGUGGGCCACUGGAAGCUCCUGACCGGCGUGCCUGGCUACAGCGACUGGGUGCCGCCGCAGACCUUCUCCAACCAGCGGCUGAGCAACCGCUGGCACAACGAGCGCAUCCGCUGGGACCGGGGCAAGUCCAUUUGGCUGUUCAACAUCACCGCCGACCCCUACGAGAGGGUGGACCUGUCCCAGCGCUACCCGCACGUGGUGAAGAAGAUGCUAAUGCGGCUAGCGCAGUACAACCGGACCGCAGUGCCGGUGCGCUACCCGUCCAAGGACCUGCGCUCCAACCCUCAGUACAACGGGGGGGUGUGGGGACCCUGGUACAAAGACGAGAGGGAGCGGCAGGAGGAGUACGAGAGACUCAGUAACUUGUUAACCAACCAUCUGGGUAAAAGGGGAUGGAAAAGGAAAACGAAGAACGCCAAGUUAAAAAGGAAGGUAGAAGAUUAACCCCCCCCCCCAUUUGUGAAAGACUUUUCUCAGGGAUCGACACUUCCUGCUUCAGGAUCAUUCUAUUCAGAUACUUUAAGUCUAGUUUAGUUCUAACUUGACUCCAGAUAAUACUGUAUGAAAACACAGUGCAGAUGGACCUUUUGAAUAGGGUAAAGAUCCACUUGUUCAAACACUACUGUCGCACCCAGACCCUACUAAGACCUCAUGUGAAUGUUAGGGGCAUUUAAAGAAUGUUUAUUUGUCUGCUUGAGCGGUUGUCACCUUUUAUAAAGUUUUGUACAUUUAUUUUCCACUUUAAGGGAAACAUAAGCCCCGACAAUUUUCAUACAUUUUGAUGAAAGAAAUAAAGUAAGACAGAGAUCUAUUAUGCACGACACAGUAUUGUGGAAACAGAUGGAGGAUUUGUGUGAGUUGUACUAUGGUUUUAUAAGCUCAGCCUGCGUUGGGCUUGAGAUGAUUCGAUUUGUUCCUACUUUUAAGCGAUGUCUGGUCCGGCACCAGGCCAAAGCGAAUGUGAGACAAAGUAAGAAAAUAAACACCCCAGACACAAAGGUCUUUGUCUCCCGCGGUUCUGUAUGGUUUGCAUUUGACUUCAGUCGGAUCUCCUUCACUUUAUUGGCGGUAAGUCCUCUCCAUAAGUAAGUGGAAAGGUCCUAACAUCUCAUCCGCAUUUAGAAGCUGACACGCAGCCACAGAGUACAUUUAUUCAUGGAAAACGCAGCAAAGCGAGAUCCCGCCAGCGAUAAAGAUCAAAUGUCUCUCUCGUGUGCCCACCUCAUCAGUUAUGGUGCGCUGUGAUCAAGACAAAACACAAAACCAAGCGCUACGCAUGCCGUGAACAUAACUUAUGAUCUUUAAAAUAAUAUUUGCAUGUGUCUGUUGCUUGGCACCGGUGAAAACAGUCCCCAAAUAUCUAAACUAAAAUCCUGAUGAGUCAUGGUUUUGCUCCUCUAUGGUUAGUUACACUUUACAUGCCAUUUAACUUUAUGAAUAACUUUUAAACAUGCUAUAUGAGACUAUUUACAGUUGUCUACUGUAAGAGGGAACAAGUUCCCUCUUGCUUUUAUUUGCUUUGCUUUGUGCUUAGAUUUUACCACCCCAAUCUAGGACCUCGGAAGUGGUCCAAUCUAGUACUUGCUCCAGUGCUCCACGAGGGGCUUUCCUGUGGAAGAAGUGCCAGGCUGCUCGGCGCAUCCCUUCCUUUUUACGCUAACUUGGAGUUCUCUGCGCUGCUCGGUUCCAAGCUAUGACCUCAGACCACUCCGGCACCGACUCAACUUUCGUGGCAAGGGUUGUCCUCACGGUGAGGAUGGCUCAUUCCAACGUAACCUCUGCAAAUCCGAAGCAGCUGAGGCCCAGUUGGGUUCAUCGUUCUGGUUUUCCUCAGCUCGCUCCCACACUGAUUUAUGCCUACAGGCUGGAGUGCUCCCUUGGGAACCAGAAUUGACCUGGGGACGCUCUGCUUCAUCCAUUGCCAUAAAGUAUAAGAAGUCUCCUCUGUGUAUUAUGAGCACAGCUGAGAAUUUUGGGAGAUCAGAUUCCUGUUUUGUUGCGCCGUUCUGAAUUUCCUCUCCCAGCAUCCAUAGGAACAGUUAAACCUUGGAUUUUAGGGGAAUCCACAUUUGCUUUCAGUUAUGGACAUUAGCAUACCUCUUAUGGGGAAAGUCAAAGGCAUGUUUCCUCUGUAACACAGCUUCAGGCAAUGCAUCAAACUCCCUCGCCCUGACUCCUCAUGUAAAGACUCCACAUUAGUGCUCGGAGAGAAAUAAUCUGCGAUGUGGCAAAGCAGCAAAGCUUUGAUUAAAGUGAAAUGUGGGAGGAGAGUUUGUUUCAGCUGUGGCACGAUAUGAAAUGUAUAGUUUAGUUUUGCAUAAUCGAUGUGCAAAUUAGUCAAACUGCACUUGGCCGGCUGGAGGGAGCCAAGCGGUUCGCUGCCAGGAGCUUCAUUAGGAGGCACGGCUCAGGCGACCUUGGCUCCAGGACGCUGUCAAGUGAUGAAAGAUGAGAAAAAUAUUGAGCGGCUGUCGUCCAAAACAAUCAGAAUUAAUAGAGAAUCCAUAAAAUGUCUUGCGAGCACCACCCGUAAUGCCAAACCCAUUGGACGUAUCUGCUUGCAGUGCUACACUUCGCAGAGCUGUGUGCUCCAGCAGCUUGGCAGUAAUGGGACAUUCCAAUCGCGAGAGGUAGCCGGCGUUUCUUCCCUUUUUUUUUUCUCAAGCGCUUGUACAAGCACCCAGCUCGGCUGAUGUCAGGUUCAGUGACAUCAUAGGAAGUCCUGUCCAGGGAGUGUCCUCGAAAGGCAGCGCAAAUGUGCCGGACCGAUAACAAUGGUGCAUCCUUCAUCCUGGAUGAAUAAUAACCGAGCAACUUACACGAGAUGAUGGAAAUGUAUUAAAACUCACGAGACGAUUUUAGGCGUGAGAAACAGAAUGGAAUUGUUUCAUCGUCUUUCUUCAGACUGGUCUCUCUGCAGACAUGGGGAUUUCCUGUAAUGAGCAACUUCACCCAUGUACAACUGGAACCACUCUUCACUCCCACUACAUUUAGUUCAUAUGAUCCUCCUCCCUACACCCCCGCCCUUGGUGGCCUAGUUCUUCUUCUUUUCAAUAUUCCUGUCAGGUAUUUACUUUUAAUGCUCCUCUGAUCCUCUUUCUUUUUCCCCAUGUCAUCAUUCCUGCUUGAUUAAUGCUCUCCCUCCCGUCCUCCUUUGCUCAGUGCAGGUCCUCCAAAGGUCUUGCACAAGUUCAGACCUGCAGCGUUUUUGUGGAACUUUACCCUCCAUCCCUCACACAAGCAUUGUCAUCCCAAUGCUCGGUGUCUACUUACCACAACAGCCAAACACCUUCAAAGCAUCUUGUAACAGUUUUUACUCCAUGUUUACUCAGAAUAAGGCAGAUCAUUUCUCAAGUAGAAUUUGGUUUAUAUAGUAAUUAGUGUAGUGUUCAUUUUUAUAGCAUUUUUGUGUUUUACUAUUAAUUUAGAGUUACAGUAUUACGUCUGUGGGGAGCAUCUGUUUAUUGAUCUGACUCAGCAAAACAGCAACAAAAAUAACAGCAACAGCUCAGGAACAACAUCAGCGUCCCGUUCCGUUUCCCACACAGAACAGAACAUUGUUUUUCACAGUAGGUGAUGUAACGCUCAUCUCAUCUCGUCCUCAUUAUUCAAGAACACACGAUCACAUCCUUGUCUCAUUAAUGUUUAUACAAUGAGCAUGAGGUCAUACACCACCUGCUGAGUUGGCUGUGUGUUAUUAAAGCACCGAACUUGCCCUUUGAUUUAGUUCAUUACUGAUGCGCUUCAAAUGAGCUCAUGAACGUCAGGACCGGCAGAAUCAUAAAACCUGAAUAAUAACAAUUACAAUAAUUAUAAUAUUAAGAAAUAAUGUUUUACUUAUUUAUUUUUAUAUAUUGUAAUGUUGUUUAUAGUGAUGUUGUAAUAAAUAAAAUCAUAUUGUAUCAUA
Betta splendens (Siamese fighting fish) is the source of this 5817-nucleotide messenger RNA. RefSeq names its product arylsulfatase family, member J (gene arsj). Bases 537 to 2354 code for a protein of 605 amino acids. The record is from RefSeq and is a predicted model, not a curated record. NCBI's taxonomy places the organism in Eukaryota, Metazoa, Chordata, Actinopteri, Anabantiformes, Osphronemidae. The transcript is spliced from 2 exons.